This is a messenger RNA of Chelonoidis abingdonii (Abingdon island giant tortoise), 4567 nucleotides long. The record is from RefSeq and is a predicted model, not a curated record. Lineage: Eukaryota; Metazoa; Chordata; Testudines; Testudinidae.
UUUUUUUUUUUUUUUUUUUUUGCAUGGCUGCCAACAGAAUCGCAAAAUAUGAUGUGCAAGGUUUGAAAUGCAUGGUCAGACAUCAGGUUAACAUGUGAUCAAAUAUUAUUUCUGCCCUGAAGUCUGCCUCCUCCAGUGGUACCUUAUGACAACUCAGAUGUUGAUGGUCAUAAAUAGUUGCUCUGUCACACAGUACAAAGCCUUUGAAUUUGAGAUAACAUAGCAAGCCUCGCUUUUAGUUGUCAUCUUCUGUGUAUGAACUCUUCAAGCCAGAUUUUCAGCCCUGGUCAAAUUCCAUUUGUUCAUUCCAGCUUGUGGAAUUAAUGGGGUGUAUUUCCUUUAUAGCACUACUGUGCCUUGCUGUAGCCUAGCAACAAGGAAUUAAAUGAUUCAAACAAAGCAAAGAUACACACAAUAAAAUAAGACCAUUUCUUCAGUUGGAGCUUGACUGUCAAUCUGCUUAUCAGAAUCAGGCAUGUUUCCUCCUAGAGGCCAAAAACAUUCAGUGUUAAUUGUGAUAUGAUAUGUACUUUAACAAUUGUCUUGUGAUGGUCUUCUUGGCAGCUCCUUGUUCAGCUAUGGCUUAUCAUCAUGACAGCAGAAGAAUAUUUGUAGGCCAGGAUAAUGGUGCCAUUAUGGAAUUCCAUAUCUCAGAAGACUUUAAUAAGAUGAACUUUGUCAAGACCUACCCAGCUCAUCAGAAUCGGGUGUCUGCUGUCAUUUUCUGCCUGGGAGUAGAGUGGGUUAUCAGUACUGGCCAUGACAAGUGUGUCAGCUGGAUGUGCACCAGGAGUGGGAAUAUGCUGGGAAGACAUUACUUCACUUCUUGGGCUUCAUGUUUACAGUAUCCAUCCAAAAUGAUCAUUACAAAAUCCACUGCAGUAUACAGUCUCCAAAGAUUACCUCAUCCAUUUAUUUUAUUUUUUUUAAAAGGAAGUGUUGCUUCCCUGUGGUGGGAUCCUGUUCAACGACUACUCUUCUCUGGAGCAUCUGAUCACAGCAUUAUUCUGUGGGAUAUUGGUGGAAGGAAAGGCCGAACACUGCUGCUUCAGGGCCAUCAUGACAAGGUGCAGGCCAUUUGUUACAUUCAGCUGACACGGCAACUGGUCUCAUGUUCAGCUGAUGGAGGAAUUGCCAUUUGGAAUAUGGAUAUCAACAGAGAAGAGGCUCCUCAGUGGUUAGAAAGUGAUUCUUGUCAGAAAUGUGAACAGCCUUUCUUCUGGAAUAUAAAGCAGAUGUGGGACACAAAGACACUAGGGUUGAGACAGCAUCACUGCAGGAAAUGUGGUCAAGCAGUGUGUGGCAAGUGCAGCACUAAGCGGUCCAGCUACCCAAUCAUGGGCUUUGAGUUCCAGGUCCGUGUCUGUGACUCUUGCUUUGAGUCAAUCAAAGAUGAAGAUCGUACUUCCCUGGCAACCUUUCAUGAAGGAAAACACAACAUUUCCCACAUGUCUAUGGACAUUUCUAGGGGACUAAUGGUGACCUGUGGAAGUGAUCGGAUUGUGAAGAUAUGGGACAUGACGCCAGUAGUUGGUUGCAGCCUUGCAACUGGCUUCUCCUCACGCUGACCUAGGACCUGACAGGUUCAUGCACCUUAUGUACAGCAACAUGCACCGAAUGAAUGAAAUUCCUCCUAAGAAUAUCGUCACAAAAGCACUGAUUGCUGGAUCCUUUUUCUCUUGCUCUUCCAUGAUGGACAGUUGCCUUUGUUGAGCAAAACUCUUCUAUAGGCUUCAAUGAGAAUCACCUUGAUGCAAAAAUGCAAUUUCCCAGCCUGUUGAUAUAACAUAAAAUGGCUUACCUGCAACAUGACACUGCGAUAAAAGGAUCUGUCAUAACUUGGUUUACAUGUAGUGUUAACAAUGUGCUUUCUCUGCUGAAAUAUCUUGUACAGUAGCUAAAGGAUUAUCAGAGCAAAAUGAGUUUAGUUUUUUCAGGUUUGUACAAAUAGUAAAUACUGUCCCUUCCAGUAAGCAGUCCCCCAUUGAACUCUUUGCCUGGGUGCAGCUGUUUAGGCUGCCUCCAAAAGGAGUAUUGGUUAUAACUUUGGACGAAGGAAAGACUUAUUUUUUUAAGCAAUGGUUGAAUAAAGGGGCAGGUGUUCCCUCUGUCUUGGGGUGGCAGUAAGAGUAAAUGCUUGACAUAAGAGGUCCUGAUCUACUGGCUUUCUUGGAGUGUCGUCUGCAAGUUCAGUUAUUGGUAAAACUACUUUAAAAUAAUCUGUUCUCUUCAAAUAGCUUCUGAAGUGUCUGUAAAUAAUCCCAGGCUUUUAGACAUGCUGAAGCUAUAUUUAUUCCCUCUUCUUGGCUAACAUAUAUAACAGUGAACUUUUGUAGCUGUUAUUUAGUAGAUAAGCUGCACAUUCUCAGUAGUGAAGGCAGCCCACAAUAUGUCACACAUAUCACAUGCUCAUACAGUAUCUUUACAGUGCUGUUAAAAUGGGGGGUAUGCAAGCCUGUUGUCUUGGCUAUAAUCACUAAAAUAAAAGCCCCUCCUACAUAACUUUAAUGAACUAAAUUUUUAUGUGGAAAAGCUUAGUUCUCCAUUUACCAUGAAGAAACUAUAUAUGGCUAUAGUAUUAGCUUAAUUACCACCUUGUCUGUCUUUUGAAGAAAAAUUAAUGUUAAACAUUUCUAAAAUUCUCUUCUGAAGCAAUAACUAUGAAGAUACAGAAUAUUUCUUGAAUAGGUUGCCUGAGUUCAGAUGAGGGCUGUUAAUCUUAAAUACUGUGUGCAGUGAUGGUCCUUGCCAUUAUAAACUGAGUGAGGAGGUCUGAUGUUUUUGUGGAUUGCACGAUUCCAACUGGCAUUUACAGUGAACUUUUAGGGAAAUAUUGCCAUGUACAUUGGUCUGUCAAGUGCAUGAAUUAUCUACGUUCCAUAAAUAUUAGGAUAUAUGUAAUGCCAUAAGGUUGUCAUACAAGAGCUUAUUAAACAGUUUUUGAAAAUGAAAUUCCUUUAACUUGAUCAUGAUGUACCGUGGAGUCGCAAAGGAGAUGGGAGUUCAUUGGAUUUUCAUAAAAACUGAUAUUAUUGUGUAUUAUGUAGUGAGGGAAGAAGUAUGUGCAGGUCAGCUCUUUUUGCCAUCAUUGGAGGUGAUACCUUCAUUCUUGCAGAAAAAUUGAUGAGAUAUUGGAAAGAACUGCCAUGAUAGCCUUACAGCAACACCCAAGUGGUGCUGUUGACACUGCUAAUUUAAAAUCAUUGUCAUAUACUUUUGAUAUGCAUUUAUAGCCUGCUCUAGCUAGUGUAUGCUAAUAUCAUGGGAUAGUAAUGUCAUGGUCUUAUUGUUUUUGAAAUGCAAACUGAGUAAGAUGGUAGAUUCCAUGCCACUAAAUACCAUCUCUGGUAUAUUCUUGAUUCACAUAUUUUGGAACUGGCUUUAUGACUAACUGCUUUCCAGAAAUAUUUUGCUAAAGGAUAUUUUUUUUAGCUUGAUACUUCCUAAUUCUUCACGCUUCUCAUAGCUUCUCUCAGAAACUGGCGUCACGCUAGUGUUUUGUUUUAUCCUCUCAAAUUUGAAAUCUGAAUGAGUAAAUGCUAAUUUAGAGCUUUUGGCAAGUCUGUAUUAGGAAAAGGAAUUCAUUGUUCAAUGAUCUGAAAUGGUAUUGAAAAGAAUAUGUUGAAUGUUUUUUACAUUUGAAGAGUUACAUUGAUUAGUUCCAUUCCUUGCUACAUGAUGGAAGGUUUUAGCGUGAAAACAGAAGUCUUUCCAAAACUAUCAUGUGAAAUAUCAUUUGUGCCAGAAAGGACCUGAAAUUAGGUAAUGAGCUAAUGUAAAUCAGGGAGGAAAUGGACAUUUAGGAGAGAGGAAUGAAAACACUGGAAAAGAAAAUGAGUUGUUUUUUUCCCCCCCACACAACUUUGUUUUUGUUUUUGUUUUUUUGUUCCAAUCACAUGGUUUAAUACUAAACAUUAGCAAUAAGAGAUCUGUGAGAACAUUCUUCUCCAUGGGUCCCUCUAAUCAAAAAAAUCAAAAUGGGUUAUAUAUUUACAAUCCUUUUAAUCAAUACCUUAUUUAGAUUACAUUGCAGCAAAAGUAAAACUUGAGGAGAUUUGGAGCCACAUUGUAAGUUAUGUGCCUCAAAGAUUUGGGGGUAGGGACGCACACCACCUAUUAACAUGAACAGGAGCUAUGCACCUGCCUUGGGAAACUAAACUAUUUAGAUUUGAUAAUGAAUUGUAUGAUUUCAUUCUGUCCCCUAUGUCAGUCUGUGCUACUGGGAUAACCUCUUUCCAGCAAAUAGAGUUAGUACCCACUAGCAUCAGCUUCUUUUGAUGUUCUCUUGCAAAACAAAUUGGCAUUUUGGCUAUCUAGCACCUCUCCCAUAUUUAGCAUUUAACUUUUCCCUUUGCUGUGAAUAAUUCGCCCAUCCAUGGCAAUCGCAUUAAGGUUUUACCACUGGAUAAUCUAUAAUCGUCUACAUAGCUUUUAAAUUUAACAAAUAUAUUUUCUAUAACAAAUAUAUGAAAUUAAUGUAGUUAUAGCAUCACUUAGAUAUAACGGUGAGUAUGGCUGGCAAAACAUCAGUUCGUCACAAAAAUAAAUCUUGAGAUUUAACAAACCA